UUACUAUUCCGCGCAAGGUGGAAUCGAGUCGAGAAAGAGCCACAGAGCGAGUGAGAGAGAGCAGCAGCAGCGAGUUGUUUCGCCCCAAGGAAAGAAAAUCUUUUUGGUCGAGAGAAAUUCUCGUGCGUGUGUGUGUGUGUGUCUUGACUGUGAGAAGAGUUGGUGCUUUGUAUAAUUUUAUUAUACGUUGCAGUUGUUGUUUGGGAGUCACUGCCAAGUAGGCUACUUUCCGUUCGAAACUUUGUAUCGUUUUGAUUGCUGCACACACACUACACAUUGUGUGUGUACGUUUGUCGAUCGCUUUUAAGCAGCAGAGAAGAAAAUCCCCCAUCAUCGUGUGUGUGUGUGUAUCUAUCGUUAGAGAGAAACACACACACACACACGUAUACGUAAGACGUUACGUGCUGCACCAACACACACACUUGCCCCGUUGAAAAAGCGUAACGGUGAGCGAGGCCCGGUCGCGAGAGGAAUGCCAAUCGCGAUCGAUUUCAUGGCCGUUCAUCCACCGCCGUCGUCGGCCGUCGUGCCAGGUCGCUAAAUCACAAACUUCUCAAUUUAUCAGUUCACAAAAAACCCAACAAUUCAAGAAAAGUACAACCAACCAACUCGACAAUCAGACAUUGGCCCAUUUGGUUCUUCUCGUCCGUCAGCGAGGAAAGUAUCCCGCCGUUAUCGGGACGAUAUGACCGAACAGCAACUGCCUCAAUCGAACGAUAUGAAUUCGGCAUCACCGCUCAGCAGUUCCUUUGUGACGUCGCACCGACGGCCCGAAAUGGUGGUCGGUCCGGUCGUUGGCUCCUCUUCUUCCGGCUCGUCGGUUUCAUCGGCCGUCACGUCGGCCAGUCCGGCUGCCAACAACAACAACAAUCUGCCCAGCUACAGGGAGCAGGCCGAAAUCCAUCAUCAGAUAAUGCAGCUCAAGCAGCAGCAGCAACUGCAGCAACAAGUCCUCCUUCAGAGGUACCAGGCCCAGCAGCAGCAGCUGGCCCACCAACAUGAGCAGCAAAUGCAGGAAUUUCUGGAACAGAAGAAGAAAGCGGAAGAAGAGGCUCGUCUGGAACGGGAGAGGCACGAAAAGGAGCGAUUGCUGGCCCUCAAGAACAAGGAGAAGCGCGAGCAGAGCGCCGUGGCUUCCUCCGAAGUCAAACAAAGACUGCAGGAAUUCGUGUUGAAUAAGAAGCAACGUGAAGCGGCAGCGGCGGCCGCAGCUGCCGGGAAUGGAACUGCCAAUGCGCCCAGCUCCUCGUCGGCCCCGUACCGAGCCUGGACUGGAGCUGUGCCGACCCUACCGGCCAGCCAUGGAUGCAGCAACAACAAAGGAUCCACCUCGCAAUUAUCCAGCGGAUUGGGCUCGUCGGGGAGCGGCAACAGCAGCAACGGCGUCGGUGGCAACAGUUCGUCGUGUUCAUCCUCUUCGUCCAGCGGCAUUGUCCAUCCUCAUCCCUAUCGCCAUCCGCUCCUUUCCGGCAAUUUCGACGACGACUUUCCUCUCCGCAAAACCGCGUCGGAACCCAACCUGCUCAAAAUGCGGUACAAACAUCGCGGGACGGUGGAGCGUCGCAACUGCAGUCCGUUGGUGGCCCGGCGGAGGGGUGGCGUACCUCACCACCACCUCUCGGCGGGUAGCGGCCCGGUCCUGCCUGGCCAUCAUCACCUACCGCCGCCGCCGCCGCUUCACCACCGCCAAGCCCCGCCACCUGCCCACUCGUCGUCGGUCGCCUUGGCCGCUAAGCGGAUGUCGCAGCUUACAAGUCAAGACACGGGUGGAAGCACUCCGGAAUCGCCUUCCGGUGCCGGAUCUCCGCUUGGCUCUCAUCAUCCUUCGUCAGGAGUUGUACCUGAGGAGAUCAGUCCGUCUCAGUACCACCUUAUGGCCAGUCAUGGUCAGGGAAGCAUUUCGGAUCUGACGCUCUAUUCUAGCCCGUCUUUACCCAACAUAUCUCUUGGGCGGCCCGCAAUAGCCAGCCAUCAUGCCGCCGAACCUCCCGGAUUGGCCAUGGUCAGCGAAGUGGUGGACAUGCGCGCAGCUUUCUCCGUCCGUAUGGGACUGCCGGCCACAGGAGCCGGCCAUCAUCCGCUUUACCAGCAACCGCAACCUCAGCACCACCCUCAUGCUCAUCCUCUCCAUCAACAUCACCACCUCCUCAUGCCGUCUGGCCCGCCUUUCUUCCCGCCGCCGCCGCUGGAUUCCGGCGGAGGCGACUACGUUUCCAGCGGAGGCAGUCCCGAAUCGCCCGGCUACAUUCAAAAGCAAAUGCAACUGCUGGAGCAGGCCGGCCAUCACACCCAAAUUCUGAUGAGCGGACUCUACAACGGCGCGCCCAUCACCGACGCACAGGUCGCCCAGGCGAGAUUGAACAAAUCAGGAAUGCGUCCGUUGGGACGGACGCAAUCGGCUCCUUUGCCGCUGGGCCACCCGCUGCUGCAGGGAGCCCCGCACGGAGUGAUGCCCACCGUGCCGUUGACGCAGCAGCAAUUCGACCAGUAUGUCCGCGAACGUCACAUCUACGAACAACAACACCAGCACAAUUUGCUCAAACAGCAAAUCCGCCAGACGGUCUUGACUCGGGCGGGUAGCCGGAGCCAAGUAGAAAACGUGGAGGAAGAAACGGAAGCGGCCGUGGCUCGAGAAAUGUCACGCGACCGCGAACGGGGUGCCCCUCUGCCGGAAGUCAUCGAUUUAACUGAGCACAAAUUGGAGGAAGAGGCCGAAGCCGACCGGCACUCUUCGCGGGACGGCCUUUCGCCCCUUCAGUUGCGCGUCUCCAGCACAAGAAGUUCCCUUCAAGCCAGUCCAGGUUCGGCCUUUGUUCCACGUGGCCAUCAUGUCGCCCGGCCGUUGUCUCGGGCAUUUUCCAGUCCUUUGGUCUCCCUCGACCCACCCGGUGCUGGCCCUUCCGGAGCAGGUGAGAGCGGAGGCGCUGUGGUGCCCAUGACUUUGGCGGCGGCCGGAUGGGGUCCGUCGGCCGGCGGUGCCAAGACGGGCAGCACCAGCACCGCGCUGGCCUACGACGGCCUCAUGUUGCGACACCAGUGCAUGUGUGGCAGCAACAGCGCCCACCCGGAGCACGGCGGCCGCCUGCAGAGCAUCUGGGCCCGUCUCCAGGAGACUGGAGCCGUCCACCGCUGCCUGCGGCUCCGCUCGCGCAAGGCCACGGCCGAGGAGCUCCAGUCGGUCCACUCUGACGUCUACACGAUGCUCUUUGGCACGGAACCCAUGCACCGUCCCAAGGUGGACGUCAAUCGCUUCGCCGAAUUGCCCAUGAAGAAUUUCGUCAUGUUGCCGUGCGGCGGCAUCGGCGUCGACUCGGACACGACCUGGAACGACAUCCACACGCCUUCCGCCGCCCGGAUGGCUGCCGGCUGCGUCAUCGAUCUGGCCUUUAAGGCUGCCAUGGGCGAGAUUAGGAACGGUUUCGCCAUCGUCCGCCCGCCCGGUCACCACGCCGAAGCCCAGCAAGCCAUGGGAUUUUGCUUCUUCAAUUCGGUCGCCAUAGCAGCCAAACAGCUCAGACUCAGGCACAAACUUGAGCGCAUCCUCAUCGUCGACUGGGACGUCCAUCACGGUAAUGGAACCCAGCAAAUCUUCUAUGAAGACCCUCACAUCUUGUACAUUUCCAUCCAUCGCCACGACGACGGUCAUUUUUUCCCUGGGACUGGUAACCCUCUUGAGUGCGGCUCCGAAGACGGAAUUGGAUUCAACGUCAAUAUCGCUUGGUCCGGUGGACUUAAUCCGCCAUUAGGAGACGCCGAAUAUCUGGCCGCUUUCCGCGCCCUUGUUAUGCCUAUUGCUCAAGAUUUCGACCCAGAAAUUGUUCUGGUUUCAGCUGGAUUUGACGCCGCAACGGGACAUCCGUCUCCUCUGGGCGGCUACCAAGUGUCGGCCGCCUGUUUUGGCUACAUGACGCGACAACUAAUGGAGUUGGCCGGCGGUAAACUUGUCAUGGCGCUCGAAGGUGGCUAUGAUUUACCGGCCAUCUGCGACGCCUCGCACGAGUGCGUCCGGGCCCUGCUCGGUGACGAGCCAGUGCCCAUUCGUGAAGAAGAACUCGCCAGGCGGCCGUGCCAAAAUGCCAUUGAUUCGCUCCAUAAAGUCAUUUCGAUCCAGCAACCUCACUGGCCCAUUAUCAAGCGCUACGCCUUUUCCGUCAGCCUGUCGGCGUACGAAGUCGAAGGAGUAGGCCGGUCGCGUAGUUUCAGCGGCGGCAAUGGAGCCGGAUCGCUGGAAGGCGGCGAGGACAGCGAAACACUUUCAGCCAUGGCCGGCCUCUCGGUCUGCCGCACUGAUAGCAGCAAAAGCAUCGCGUCCUCGUCCAGAGAAUUGUCACAAGAGCCGAUGGAUCAAGACGAAUCUAAGUGAAACGGAAUCUAAAAAAGAAGAAAAACAAAAUGAAUUCUUGUGUUUUUGUUUUAGUGUUAAUUGGAAGGGGGUGGGGGAUUUAUUUGAAAAGCGGACAAAGAAGCCCGAACAGAGAAAGAAGAAUAUUUUGAGAGAAAAAUGGUGCUAUUUUUUUUUAUUAUUCAAGUUUUUUAGCGCCGUUAAACGUACAGAACAUACAGAGUUGGCGAUCUCGUUUGUGGGCCACGGAAUAGUUUUCUUUUUUUUUCUGUUUUGUUUUUGGUUUUGUUUUUUUGGUUUAUUUUUCGUGUGCGUGUUUUUUUUUUUUUUUUUGUUUUUCUAAAAAAUUGGAAGAUUUAAGGCGGGGGAGGGGGUGGAGACGAAAAGUGAGACGGAAAUCAUUCCACGCAUCAAUACGAUUGGGAUAUAUAUAUAUAUAUUUACAUAAACAAUGCAUAUUAUACAUAGGCAUACAAAUCAAGAGGGAAAAAAUGAAACGACGAAGGGUCGGUUGAUGAUCGGUAGACGACCUUUCUUUUUUUCUGUUAUGUUGUUGUUGUUGUUGUAUCCUUCUUUUUACUCCCCCUUCUCUUUUGUCUAUUCUCUGUUUGUUUUAUUAUUAUUAUUUUCAAUUUACAAUGGUCCAACACUUGCUAUCAAUCUUAGGAUAUUUUUGUCAAGGAAAGUAAAUCAUUUGAUGGAGGGCAGAGAAGGGACAUGUAUGCACUCAAUUAAGCGGUGGACAAACCAACCAAAAUUUCGUUACGAACAGACACAGAUUUAAUGUUGCGCAUUUUACGCCCAAAGAAACAUGGAACUUGAUGUACCAGUGAGUUAUCCUAAUUUUUCGUUUUUGUUUUUCAUUUUCUUUUUUAAUUUACUGAAAGCUGAGAUGUAAAAAGCCACGAUUGGCUGCAAUGUUGAUUUCUGUUGAAUUUUUUUUUUCCUUCUUUUGUCUUUUUCUUUGACGUCCUUCAUUAUUACACACGCACAAAAUACAGUCCCACCCGAAAUC
This is a messenger RNA of Daphnia pulicaria, 5357 nucleotides long. RefSeq names its product histone deacetylase 4-like (gene HDAC4). Gene Ontology annotation, molecular function: histone deacetylase activity. The transcript is spliced from 20 exons. Bases 686 to 4363 code for a protein of 1225 amino acids. Gene Ontology annotation, cellular component: histone deacetylase complex. Gene Ontology annotation, biological process: negative regulation of transcription by RNA polymerase II; chromatin organization. The record is from RefSeq and is a predicted model, not a curated record. NCBI's taxonomy places the organism in Eukaryota, Metazoa, Arthropoda, Branchiopoda, Diplostraca, Daphniidae.